Molecule: messenger RNA, 1571 nt
Organism: Varanus komodoensis (Komodo dragon)
Lineage: Eukaryota; Metazoa; Chordata; Lepidosauria; Squamata; Varanidae
Gene: TEKT2
Product: tektin 2
Exons: 9
Coding region: 53-1345 (430 amino acids)
Biological process (GO): cilium assembly; cilium movement involved in cell motility
Cellular component (GO): nucleus; microtubule cytoskeleton
Source: RefSeq, a predicted model, not a curated record
UCACUGCACCUCUGAACGCAUCUCCUUUUGUCUUUCAUAGCAGGACACUGCCAUGGCUACUCUGAGUGUAAAGCCAGGUCAAAGGUUCACACUGCCAGACUGGUACACGAACUGUGACCUGCUCUCCACCAAUGCUGAGCGACAGCGAUCUGCUUCCCACCAGAUCAGGCAGGAGGCCCGGAUCCUUCGCAAUGAAACAAACAACCAGACAAAAUGGGACGAACAUGACAAUCGUACACGGCUAAACGAGCGGAUUGAUUGUGUUAAUCGAUGGAAGGAAGCCCUGGAUAAAUGCCUUACAGACACUGACACAGAAAUCAGUGCCAUGACUCAAAUGAAGGAGGAGGCGGAGCGAGCCCUGCAGGCAAAGAACUUGCCACUGGAUGUGGCCAUUGAAAAUCUUACCCUCCGAGAGAGCCGCCGAGCCAUCGACGUGGUGAAGGACCCUGUCGAAGAUGAACUGCACAAGGAGGUGGAGGUAAUCGACGCAGCCAAGAAAAACCUCCAGCAGAAAAUAAGUGAGGCCUUUGAGCAGCUCUGCCUAUUGCAAGAGGCCCGUCAACAGGUGAACUUUGACCAUCGUGGGAAAAUGGAAGCCCUGGAAAUUGACCGUACCUGUGUUUCCCUCAAUACCAACUCUCCCAACAUCUCGUACAAAGUCAACCCGACUCAAGUGCCGAUUGGAACACUCACUCCAGAGCAAUGGGACCAGUACAGCCAAUACAACAAGGACCGAGCAGAGGCAGAAAUGAAAGCCGCUGCAGAGUUACGGGAAGCCAUAGCACUCACCAUUGCCCAGACUGACAAUGAACUAGAAGCUCAGCGUGUGGCCACAGAAUUUGCCUUCCGGAAGAGAAUCCAUGAUUUGGAGAAGGCCCUUGAUGAGCUGAGGUGGCAAGAGAAGAAUAUCCUGGAAGAAAUUGCUGAGAUGGAGCAGGACAUCCGUCGCUUGGAGGAGGAUCUCCGGAAUAAGGUGUGGAAUCUGAAACUGGCUCACACUCGCCUGGAAACCCGGACCUACCGCCCCAACAUGGAGCUUUGCCGUGACCAGGCCCAGCACGGUUUGACAGAUGAAGUCCAUCAGCUAGAAGGCACAAUUGCUGCACUGAAAGAGAAGCUGGCGCAGUCCCAGGAUGCUUUGGAUGCUCUCUACAAACACCUGUACCGCAUCCAGACAGACAUUGGCUACAAGACCAACUCCCUGAUGCUGGAUAACAAAUGCAUGGAUGGCAGGCGGAAACUGACAGUCCCUGCUGAGAAAUUUGUGCCUGAGGUGGACACCUUCAAUCGAACCACCAACCGUACCCUAUCACCCCUCAAGAGCCGACAGCUGGAGCUGGCAUAGUAUUCAACAAACUGUAUCUGAACAAAGGAAGAAUUGGUUUGGUAAAAUAGCACUAAAUCUCCGUCCAGUGCCUUGCUUCCAUGCCAAGCCAAGCUGACAUGUUUUACGUUAAAUUACUUGAAUUUCCUUAUCCUUCUUUCCCCCGGUCUGCUUCCAGAGUUGUAUUAUUGCCCCUUAUUUGACACGUACAGCUUUGAUAUGGCAAUAAAGUUUACAACUACUAAAC